CACCAAUCAUUACAUACUCAACAGGAGUAAAGGCAUCAUAGACACUCGGUGAAGGAAAAAAAGAAGAAUGGCAAUGGCAUGACCGAUGCACGAUACAUGAAAGGUGUGUUGUUAUUUGUUAAUACAAAAAGAAGACGUGGCAAACUACCUAGAAACUGAAUGAAAGAGAAAAGGGGGAAAUAGUUUGUUGGUAGAGGAUAGAGAUUAGAAGAAGAAGGGUGUCAUUGUUUGUUGUUGCAGAGGUUGGCAGCAGUGUGGAAUCUGACCGUACUUUUUGGAAAACAGUAUAUAACUUGUACGUUUGGGUGGUUCUCCAAAACUUGUAUCUACCGAAAUCACAGCUCAGCCCCUUCCUCCUCCUUCUUCUUCUUUCUCUCUUUCUCUCUCUCUCUCUCUCUCUCUCUCUCUCUCUCCCUCUGUCUCUCUUCUUUUCUUCAGUUACCUCACACCACCCUCCCACAUUUCAAUAAUUCCCUCUCUUUUUUUUUCCUCCCUGCAUCUUCUUCAGUACUACCUUACGAGGAUGGGAAGAGUUAAAUUAAAGAUAAAGAAAUUGGAGAGCACCAGCAAUCGCCAAGUGACUUAUUCAAAGCGGAAAAGCGGAAUCUUGAAGAAAGCAAAGGAAUUGUCAAUACUAUGUGAUAUAGAUAUUGUUCUUCUCAUGUUUUCUCCAACAGGAAAGCCUACAUUGCUACAAGGAGAGCGCAGCAAUAUUGAGGAAGUCAUUGCAAAAUUUGCUCAACUUACCCCACAAGAAAGGGCCAAAAGGAAAUUGGAAAGUCUUGAAGCACUAAAGAAAACCUUCAAGAAAUUGGAUCACGAUGUAAAAAUACAAGAUUUCUUGGGUUCAAGCAGUCAAACUGUGGAGGAAUUAACUCAUCAAGUAAGGCUUCUACAAACGCAGCUAACAGAUGUACAUCAGAGACUGAGUUAUUGGAAUAAUAUUGACAAGAUCAAUAGCAUAGAACACCUUAGGCAAAUGGAAGAAUCACUCAGGGAAUCAAUUAAUCGAGUGUGUUUACAGAAGGAAAAUUUGGGAAAGCACCAAAUAAUGUCUCUUGAAUGUGCCAAUCAGGAUGGAAUGACUUUACCCUUGAUGAUGGCUGGUCUGCAAGAAAACCAACCAUUGUCUUGGCUUUUGAAUAACGAUAACCAUCAGUUGAUGUUGCCGAGCGAACCGAAAUAUCUGCAAUAUAGCGAUAAUACCAAUAGAGAAGCUGAGCGCUCAACUGAUGUUUCGCUCCCUGGAUACUCCAGUUACAUUGCCAAUAAUGGCAAACUUGACAGCUCUCCCCAAGUCAAUACCAUAGGUCAGGCAGGCAGUGGCUUGAAUGAGUUGAACGGCACUGCUUGCUUAAAUAUACAACGUUGUGAGCAAUUUGCAUACCCUCCUCCUCCUCCUCCUCCUCCAGAUAAUGAGGAAGUGAAACAUCGCACGACAAUGUAUAAUGAGAAUGGCCAUGAUAAACUAAAUACUUCAGAUUACCAAGUUCAUAAUGGCUUUGAUUUGCCAAGAUCACUGUUUGAAAACGGACACCAGUUCUGGAAUUCUGCUCCUGGGCCUUGUGGGGUUGCCAUGUAUAACGAGAAUGGCUACCAUAGGUAAUCGAUUGACUCUGCCACCCCUACUAACUGAUUGGCUUCUAACAUUUUUAUCCUUUGAUGAUGUUAACUUUGAAGGACUCCAGAAACCAGAUUAGGUUGCAUCUCCAACUAUGAGGGUCAAUGCACUUCAUAAGGGUUGGUUGUGUUAGCUGUAUAUACUGUAUGACUUAAUAGGAUGCAGUUUGUCCACAUACAAAUAUUUUCUGUUAUUUUUCACUUUUUGUUUACUGUUAGAUUCUUGGAGUUGAUGCAGUUAUCCAAGCCAUGAAUGUAAAAUAUUGUAGAAAAAUUAAAUUGAUUUACAUUGAGUAAUGAGUGCAGUUGUAACUACUAGUAUUAGGAAACUGCUUCUUGAAGUCAAAUGUUCAUUACUAACCAAA
Molecule: messenger RNA, 1985 nt
Organism: Arachis duranensis
Lineage: Eukaryota; Viridiplantae; Streptophyta; Magnoliopsida; Fabales; Fabaceae
Product: agamous-like MADS-box protein AGL65
Exons: 12
Coding region: 524-1606 (360 amino acids)
Biological process (GO): positive regulation of transcription by RNA polymerase II
Molecular function (GO): protein dimerization activity; RNA polymerase II cis-regulatory region sequence-specific DNA binding; DNA-binding transcription factor activity, RNA polymerase II-specific
Source: RefSeq, a predicted model, not a curated record